Messenger RNA from Mercurialis annua (annual mercury), 549 nucleotides. Its product is annotated as auxin-responsive protein SAUR21-like. Gene Ontology annotation, biological process: response to auxin. The record is from RefSeq and is a predicted model, not a curated record. NCBI's taxonomy places the organism in Eukaryota, Viridiplantae, Streptophyta, Magnoliopsida, Malpighiales, Euphorbiaceae. Bases 4 to 384 code for a protein of 126 amino acids. The transcript has a single exon.
GUCAUGAAACAAUCAACAAAAGUCGGCAUAUUCUCUACAGAUAUAGUACUUUUCUUGAAUUUUUUCUGCAAUAUAAUAAUCAGCAGACACAUCAUGGCUAGAUAUUUGACCGCCAUUCUUGCCAAGCAAAUUAUGCAUCGAUCUACAUCAGCAGCAAACAGAACAACCUCGAGAUGUUCAAGUGUGCCGAAAGGUUUCUUGUCAGUUUAUGUUGGUGAGAUAGAGAAGAAACGAUAUGUAGUUCCCGUGUCCUAUCUGAGAGAGCCUUCAUUUCAAGAUUUAUUAAGUAAAGCAGAAGAGGAGUUUGGAUUUAAUCAUCCAACGGGUGGUUUGACAAUUCCUUGCACAGUAGAUACUUUCAUUAAUCUCACUUCUAAUUUAUAAUAGAAUAGGCAAUCUAACUAACCACAAGAAACAAUUUUGUAUAGAUAGAAAUCCUAGUCAAUGAAAGUAUUUCUUCGGCUAAAUGAGAAGGAUAUUGUACAAAAAUAUUACUGAAUUUUCUUCUACUUCUCACAUCUCAUUCUUGGAUAAAUGCCUAUUUUUCAU